AUGGCUUCCUGGUUCCAGAUCCCCAAGAACUCUCCGUUCUCCUUGGCCAAUAUCCCCUUCGGCAUCAUCUCCGCUCAGUCUGCCUCGCGCGUACCGGCCAUUGCCAUCGGUGACCAUGCUUUGAACUUGAACGCCUUCGCCUCUUCGGGAGGUUUCUCACAAUUGCCCGCUAUCCAGCAGCACUUGAGUGUCUUUGACCAGCCGACUCUCAAUGCAUUCGCUGCUCUGGGUCGCCCCGUGCAUCGCCAAGUGCGCGAGUACUUGCAGAACGUCUUCCGCGCCGACACCCAAUUCCCUCAGGUGCUGAAGGACAAUGCCGAUCUGCAGAAGUCGGCGCUCGUGCCGCUUUCUGAGGUCACCAACCAUCUUCCCAUGCAGAUUGGCGAUUACACUGAUUUUUACGCCGGUCUGAACCACGCCUAUAACAUUGGAGUGCUCUUCCGCGGGCCGGAUAACGCACUGCAGCCCAACUACAGGCAUCUGCCAGUCGCCUACCACGGCCGUGCUUCGUCCGUUGUUCCCUCGGGCACUCCUCUGCACCGUCCUAGCGGUCAGAUCCUAGUCAACCCCGCUGCCGAUCCUAAGAUCCCUACUUUCUCCCCUUGCAAGAAGUUGGAUAUCGAGCUGGAGCUGGCUUGCUUUAUUAGCAAGCCCAACGACCUUGGCAAGCCCGUCUCUAUCGAAGAGGCUGAGGACCACAUUUUCGGCCUGGUUCUCAUGAACGACUGGUCCGCCCGUGAUAUCCAGGCUUGGGAGUAUAUCCCGCUGGGACCCUUCAACGCCAAGAACUUUGGUACCACCAUCACUCCCUGGGUUGUCCUGCUCGAUGCCCUGGAGCCCUUCCGUGCGGCCGGUCUGGAGCCUGGAAACCGCGACUCCCUCCUGCCUUACCUGCGCGAGAAGCGCGCCGAGAACGCCUAUGAGAUCCCUCUCGAGGUAGAGAUCACCAACAAGGGUGGUCAGCCUACCCUGAUCUCUAACAGCAACGCUCGUAACCUGCUCUACUCCUUCCCUCAGAUGGUUGCUCACCACACCAUUACUGGCUGCAACUUGAGGACUGGUGAUCUGUUGGGCUCCGGUACCAUCUCCGGCAAGGAUGCUAAGACCCAGGGCAGUUUCCUUGAGCAGACCAACGGCAAGAACCCCAUCAAGCUUGCCGAUGGCUCGGAGCGUAUGUUCCUCGAGGACGGUGAUACGAUCAUUCUGCGCGGUACUGCUGGUACCGAGGGUAACUACGUCGGAUUCGGCGACUGCGUUGGUACUAUCCUUCCUGCCGUCUCGCUAUAA
Messenger RNA from Penicillium cataractarum, 1287 nucleotides. RefSeq names its product fumarylacetoacetate hydrolase FahA (gene fahA). Gene Ontology annotation, biological process: homogentisate catabolic process; L-tyrosine catabolic process; L-phenylalanine catabolic process. The transcript has a single exon. Bases 1 to 1287 code for a protein of 428 amino acids. Gene Ontology annotation, molecular function: fumarylacetoacetase activity. The record is from RefSeq and is a predicted model, not a curated record. Lineage: Eukaryota; Fungi; Ascomycota; Eurotiomycetes; Eurotiales; Aspergillaceae.